Microsporum canis CBS 113480 is the source of this 2355-nucleotide messenger RNA. RefSeq names its product SAM and PH domain-containing protein. The transcript has 2 exons. Gene Ontology annotation, molecular function: protein binding. The coding region runs from base 1 to 2355 and encodes 784 amino acids. The record is from RefSeq and is a predicted model, not a curated record. NCBI's taxonomy places the organism in Eukaryota, Fungi, Ascomycota, Eurotiomycetes, Onygenales, Arthrodermataceae.
AUGGACUAUAUCAUGAAGCGCUCGUCUUUCAACUCUCGACCUCUAUCCGAAGCAACCGAAAUCCAAGACCUUGAUUAUGAAGUCGAGUACUCCGAACCCGAAUCCCCACGACGAAGCCUCGAAUCAUUUGGAACUGGUAGCGCUACCACUCUGUCACUCUCGGAUGAACCUCCGACCCCUGGCCCUUAUGAGACCCGGGCCUUUGAGCUCCCACCAAGGAACCUAAGUAAACCAGUGCAGGGACCUUCAGGGCCCCAUCUCUUCAGGGGAUCUAUGGACAGCACGAUGCUCGAAAAACCCACCGUCGAAGAGUGGCAACUGUCGAUGUCUCCUGUAUCUCUUGAGGAUAUCAAAGUCCCCAUGUGGGUUCCUCAGGAACGAAGAUCUUCCGACCCAGCUCGCUUCACGGAAAUCCCAAGGACAUCUAGUAGUAUGUCUCAUCCGAAAUCCAGCAGUAGCAGCUCAUCGUUUGUUCAAAGUUGGACGCCAACCCAAGUUGCUGAGUGGAUGUACGAGGUUGGCGUGGAGGACAGCCUGGUUGAACGCUUCAUUCAAAACGAUAUCUCUGGUGCCGUUCUUCUCGACCUACACCUUGACGACCUUAAGGAGUUGGAUAUCCAGUCCUUUGGCAAACGUCACUACCUCAUGAACAUGAUCCAGAACCUGCGGAACGCUUCUGAUCCUUCCUCUAUGCCGGAGCUCGCACGGGUCAGCUCUUCCAUGUCAAACAGCCCUCCCUUGCCAAAAAUCGAGUCUCCUGAGUGUACCACAUCCGCGUCUCCUGAUGACGGUGCUAGGCAUGGUGUGCCUGCUCACAAAAGACGUGGCCGCCGCAACCGUGUUAUUUCAGAGGAAGACAUCAUAUCGCCUGCCGAAUCCGUUUCUAUUGUUGCUAUUGAACAACUACUCCCCAAGCCACACAAAUGCUCCAAGGGAGAAAACUGUUCCAAAUAUCAGAAGAGACAGCGAAAGCUUGCCCGGAUUGCAAAACAGUUUCCAAACGAGUUCGCUCUCAUCGAUGGUGAGCUCGUUGCCACCACAAACCAAGUCGUACCUCCAACCCCUGCCAUGACCCAAAUCAGCCGAAAAUCAGAUACUGCGCCCUCACUCGUUGCAUCGUCUGAUGUUCUUGGCCCCGGUUUUCUUCCCGAUCUACACCCUGAGCUACAGCUUAAUGCUGCGAACCUGAACGGAGUUAGGCCCCGGGAUCCUCAGGAAAAUGUUAGACAGUUCCUUACCUUCCAACAUAUGCAUAGCCCUGACCUUAAUUCGUCCACGACAAAUCAACCUUUGGAGAUGUUCCCGCCUCUCCCUUCUCAGGAGCAACCAGUUCAUGUAUCCAACCAACUUCGAUCUCUACCCAAACUCACCAUCCCAAACCAGACUCAUUCCAGCAGCGAUCCAGCAUCGGCUUUACGCACUGUUACCCCCUCUAUGGGCGCGCGGGUUGUAAAUUCACCCACUGCCACGCAGGAGUACAACCCAUACUCCUUUGACGAUAACAACACAUAUCGCCAUGGAACUCCAUUCUCUGAGAUGGAUGUCCCCGUCACCGCUAUGCCUGUCGAGCCCUUGGCCAGAGAAACAUCCCAGUCCGUCCCUCCGGGUAUGAGAUAUGGAAAUAUUUCAACACGGCAACACCAGUCUCCUGAUCCCCUAGCCCGAUCAAGGUCAACUCGGCCUGAACGCCAUCGCCGACAUCCAUCUGUCAAUACCAUGACCCCCUUGCAUGAAAUCGAAGGCCUCUCACCAAUCGAGAACCCAUCGGAUAUGGAUGCCGCUAUUAAACCACAAGCACCUAUUACACAACGUGCUGGUUCCUCUGGGUCGUCUUCGUCCUCGUCUACACAGAAAGACCCGGACGUUACCCACAGCGGAUGGAUGAAGAAGAGAAGAACCACCCGCCUUCUUCGCCACGAAUGGCAAGAUGCACACUUCACCCUCAAGGGGACCAUUCUUGCCAUGCACAAAGAUGAGUUCGACACCCAUCGCCACAGCAGGGCCCUCGAAUCUAUCGACGUAGACGACUAUGCUGUUGCUUGUUCCUCUCUAGCAUCCAACUCCAAGCUCACGGCAGCCUUCAAACGCUCCGUCCUCCGCAAAGCAGCUAACCUCAACUCCAAUGGCGGCUCAUACAAGGGUAUGGACGAAACCGCGUUCGCAUUCUCGUUGAUCCCCGCUACCAAACCCAUGGAGCGCAAAUCUAUCUUCACUGCAAAUGGAAAAAACCAUCAUUUCGCUGUCAAGACUCGUGACGAGCGUAUUAAUUGGAUGCGUGAGCUCAUGCUCGCGAAAGCUCUGAAGAAGGGCAAAGAAGCAGGAAACGAGAUUAAAAUGAACGGCAACUUCAUCUGA